Messenger RNA from Leishmania braziliensis MHOM/BR/75/M2904, 2091 nucleotides. RefSeq lists its product as hypothetical. Gene Ontology annotation, molecular function: protein binding. NCBI's taxonomy places the organism in Eukaryota, Euglenozoa, Kinetoplastea, Trypanosomatida, Trypanosomatidae. Gene Ontology annotation, cellular component: precatalytic spliceosome. The transcript has a single exon. The record is from RefSeq and is a predicted model, not a curated record. The coding region runs from base 1 to 2091 and encodes 696 amino acids. Gene Ontology annotation, biological process: mRNA splicing, via spliceosome.
AUGGAGGCGCAGUCACCCUCGCCGUUCUCGUCUCGGGUGAUUCCGCAUGAGCGUGUGCUGCGCUACGUGUACGAAUUCCUCGAUGAGAACGGCUACCAGCAAGCCCUUCGCGCGCUGCAGGAUGAAUCGAAGGUACCGUACAACAUUAUACAUGUGAAGCCUGAUGAACCCGGCAACUCAUCUGGGGUUGUCCAGGCAUCUUUCUCGGGGAAGCGAGGUAGUGCGAAGGGGUUUUCGACAGCGACGGAGCGCAACUUAGAAAGAGCAGUGAUGGAGGGCAGCUGGGCUGAGGUGUUGCACGUGUACGUGGAUGGUCUCCUGCUUCCGGAGGAGAUUAAGGCGACACUGUACGAGGUUAUUCUUGAAGAGAUUGUGGAGCUUCAUGGUCUCAUCCCGGCAGGCCGCUCGCUGCUGCUGAAUGCUCCGAUCUUCCAGCUCAUGAGGACAGACACUCCGGCACGCUACAUCCGCCUUGAAAAGAUGAUUGAGCAAGGGCAGCGCACGAUGACCGAGGGCACCGUUUACAACGCAGCCAUUCGCCACGUCACGCCGGGAAUUCUUCACAGAAGAACAGCACUGCUACAGCAACUGAAGACGGCGAUUCGCUUCACCUCGGAGGCCCCGAUCGGACGGUUGGCGGCUGCCCUGGCUCGCGUCGCCGCUUCUGACUCCGGUGGUGUGGACGGCAGUACACAAAGAACACACUCUGCGUCCAUAGUCCCUCCCCAGAGUGGCGGGCCGACGUUGUUGGCUGAGUCCUCCAACGCGGUGGCGAUCUCGCGCAAACGUGAUCGGGGACAGGCGCUUCCCGACGACGCCGCGUGGGCGGACACUUUUUUGCAGUACCCUCUUACAGCGCCGAAGGAGAUACGGCGGCGGCUACCGUACGCUGGCACGCGAGCCGUUUGCUGUUGCACCCCCCUCUCGAGUGCGAAUGAGGAGCUGCUCGUGGUCGGCUGUGCCGACGGCGUAGUUGAGUUUGUUAGUUUGACGACCGGCGAGAGCAUCGGUAACCCCCUGCGACAUUCAGGCGGGGUGAUGUGUAUGAUGCGAGACACCACGGACGGGGCGGGGCCGGCGCCGGACUGGCUCGCCAUCGGCUACCGCGACGGGUGGGUGAAGGUGUACAACGUUGACAGUCACAAGCUGGUGCGCCGAUUUGAGAUGGCGCACACGAUGGGCGUCACCGCUGUCGUUUUUUCUGGACCACGAAAUACGGUAUCCCUGUCUGGCCAUCACUCCUUCAUUGUAACAGGUUCCUUUGACGGUGCCAUUAAGGUGCUCGAGAUCGCGACUGGGGCUGUGAUUCGGACGGUCGCUAACAGCCACGCCAGCGCGUUUGUGCAUGCGCUGCUUCCUUUGGAAGCUCCCGACACUGUGGUCGACGCGCUGCGGUACUUCCUGUGCAGCAGCGGCAAUGACGGGACUCUGUCGCUAUGGCGACUGGAGGACAAGCGGGGGGAAGGGGCAGAGGUUCCAGGUACAGUGGAGCUGCUGCGUGUGCAGGGGGCAAUCCCCCUUGAUCAGAUUCAUCAUGAGCUUCGCGACGCCGUCCCCACACAACUCUACGCGCUCCCGUGUGUCGAGGAUGCGACGCAUAGCACGACUGCAACAACUACCUCCACUAGCAUCCCCGCAACAGCGACGCAAGACGCGUUUAUCCUCACUCGCGCUGGCAAGGCAUGUGUUGUUCGCAUCACCGUGAAGGAUGAGGGCAACCACUACUUCGGCGCUUCUCUCCAGGCGCUGUGCAUUAUUGCCACAGCACACCCGCUGCGCUCUGCUUUUCCGCAUGUGCACACGGUCGUCUCCAUGUCUGUUCCACUGCUCACCCUCUACGCAGCCGACUGCGAAGGCACCAUCAGUUUGCACAACAUUGAAAUGAGGUGGUACAACGAAGUUCAGUGGGCCGAGUUUGGCGGCUGCAUGCGAGUCAGCAGUGCGACUGAGCAAAGCGCUGUGAUGAUUGUGGAAGCAGGCAAGCCCAUAAAAGAUCUGCAGCUGACGUGCACCUGGUCGCCGACGCAGCAUCAGCCGACGAGUGUCGUAGCGUACAGCGUGUCUUUGCCAGCCAUCUACGACAUGCACUAG